This is a messenger RNA of Linum tenue, 437 nucleotides long. NCBI's taxonomy places the organism in Eukaryota, Viridiplantae, Streptophyta, Magnoliopsida, Malpighiales, Linaceae. The record is from the annotation of a GenBank genome assembly.
AGGUUUGGUUUCUGGAGGAAGAGAAGCUUCCUCUUGUUACCAGUUCUGCAGACGAAAACAGCAGUAAUAAAAUCUUGAUGAAGUCCCCAUGGGAAAUGCUAAAGUCACCUGUUGGAUCUGGAGGUGCUAUUCAUUUGCUUUCAUCGCAAAACAUUCCCAACACCCUCAGUGAAAUGGGUGUAAAAUAUAUCGAGGUUUGCAGCACUACCAAAAUGCUCAGCGGCUGGAAUCCUCUGUUGGCAGGACUGGUUGAUUUACAGGGAGCAGAUGUUGGUUUCCAGAUCUCUCAGGAUUUGAGCCAUAUGGAAGAGAGUUUCGACUUGAUAUUUUCGGUGGACUUCGUCAAGUCAUUGGCGAAGCAGAUGGACAAACUCCAUUUCGAGGCGAUCCUGAAGGCAAAUCUGCACGUACAGCUGGUUGAGAAAGAGUGGGUUGAU